AUGGCGCAGCCGGACUUUGCCUACCGCAUGUCGGCAGGUAUGCCGAGUGACCCUUGGCUCUCUACGCGCAGCCCGCUAUACAACGAUACAACAUCAUACCAGCAGCACACCAACAACACCUCGUUCGAUGUCACGGGCAGGGGUCCCUAUCGGCCGCAUAGCGUGGCCUUCUCAACAACCGGAAAUGUCUCGACGUUUAACCUGCCAACGACCGCCGUGUCGAUGACGGCGCUAGGCAACGGUAUCGGCCUCGGAAGCAACCUAAAGAACCAAUACAACCUUGGACGAGCCGGACCCGACCACGUCUACCACCACGCCGCUGCUGCUGCCGCCGCCGCGCCCACUCCUCAGCUUUACAACCCCCGACCAGCCCCCGUCGGGCCGGCGUACACUAGCGCGCCAAGCCACGGCGCCGUCCACGGGCACCUUAACGGGCAGUACCGAAGCACCGCGCCCAACCUCAACCAUACACAGGGGGGAUGGGGUGAUCACCACCACCCGACGUCGUCGUCGCGGUUCGCCUCGUCGUCGUCGGAUUCGGUCGACGACAUCAUGGGCUCGCCCAGCCUCUCCGACUACUCGCUCGACAACCCGUCGCUGUCAACAGCACCAUCCAGCAAGCCGGGCGGCAACAAGAACCACCACAACCACCACAACCACCAUAACAACCACAACGGCAACGGCAAUGGCAACAACCGAGGCGGCCGUUCCCAGCGCCGGCCCUCCAACCGGGACGAGUUCGACGGCCCCCACCAAUUCCUCCAGCGUCCUCCGCCCGAAUACAUCGCCAUGCAAGAGCGCGAGCUCCCGCACCUGCCCACCAACCUGCUCGUGCAAGAACAGGACUCAGUCCUGACGCAAGUCAACGACCGGCUCUCCCAAUGCGCCUACGAUUUCGUAGCCAAGUACCAGUUCCCCAUCCCUUUAACCCAAGACAUGCGGCCCGUCGAGAGGCCGCAAGACCGCGAGUGGACCGAGUGGGUGUAUCUUUUGAAGAGACUGGCCACAAAGCGCAGGAUCCCUGCACGGGUGCUGUAUAACGGACAGAUCAAGCAGUUUGUGACGAUUCUGGAGAACAGUCUGGAGAUGAGGCAUGCGGCGAAGCAUCAGAGUCGCCCGCUGAAGGACGAUCGGAAUAUUUUGCAGCUGAUCAGUGCGGGAAUUCAGGUCGCCAAGAUUCUGAAGGAUGCGCCGGCUAUGGACUUUUUGGACAAGUUGUAUGUGAGCACGGAGCAGCAGAUUCAGGAGCGGGCGGCGGCUGCGGCGGCGAGGUUUCGUUGA
Messenger RNA from Neurospora tetraspora, 1281 nucleotides. RefSeq lists its product as uncharacterized. Bases 1 to 1281 code for a protein of 426 amino acids. The transcript is spliced from 3 exons. The record is from RefSeq and is a predicted model, not a curated record. Lineage: Eukaryota; Fungi; Ascomycota; Sordariomycetes; Sordariales; Sordariaceae.